Molecule: messenger RNA, 4574 nt
Organism: Diabrotica balteata
Lineage: Eukaryota; Metazoa; Arthropoda; Insecta; Coleoptera; Chrysomelidae
Source: the annotation of a GenBank genome assembly
GUGAAAGAUGAUUGACAGAAAACGCAGAAAGUUAAAUGUAAUUUGUAAAAAAGUAUAUUUGAUAUGUAAAUAUUGUUUUGAUAAUUGUAAAUAUUAAGUUGUAACAGUACUGUGAUAUUUGUAAUGGCUGAUGAGGGGUCAGAUCAAGAAGUUCGAAAAACCCUUCAUAUGAUCCAAUCUAUGAUUGAUGUUUCUGCUCAACGUUUAGAAGGACUGAGAACACAAUGUGCUACAAGUGCAGAACUAACUCAACAAGAAAUACGAACACUAGAGGGCAAGCUUAUUACAAUGUUCUCAGAACAGCUAGUGAUAAAAUUAAAAUUGAAAAAAGGUUGUGAAGAACAUAUACCCUCACUGACACAGUGGUUACAAGUGGUUGGUUUAGAUAAAUCAAGCAUACUUGUUCUGUGUCAAAGGAUCGCUUCAGUUGAAGAACUUCAAGAGAAGUCGGAUCAUGAAUUAAAAGUUAUUCUAAAUGAUAAAGGUUCCAAACCUGAAGAAUUAAAUAAAUUGUGUAGGGCUUUACACAAUUUGAAAAGAUAUGUAGGUAAACUUAAAAGAGGCGAAAAGGAUUGCAACGAUACAUUUGAUCUCCACUGGGACUCAUGGGUACCAGACCAUCACCAUCAAGUCAAGACUGGUUUGUCACCAAGGCCAGGGCGCUCGAGGGCAGCUCGAACAUCCGUUCCUUGUGAAGAGAGCAUCAGUCUAAAUAACAACAAUAAUAAUAGGGGAGGUGCGAUUAUUCCACCUUCAUCUUCAGUGUCUAGUAUUGACACCUUGAAUGCUCAGUGUAAUGUGCUUGGACCUCCUUUAACUCCUCCUGGUCAAGGGAGGGGAAAAGGUUCAAAAUUUCCUACGACGCCCCCUGCCAGGAGAAGACACCAAACGGGCAUUCCGCCAUCUUUAUUACCUGAGUAUCCUUUAACUAAGAGUAAGUCACACGAAUCACAGUUAGCAAGCCCCAAAGCAGAAACUGAAGUGAAAGCCCCAAAUGGUACGGGCUCUGUUGGAAGAAGAGGAAGAUUACCUACAGAACCAGGUCCGAACACAAUGGGUUAUUCUAGUCCGUUAACUACGAGUCCUAUUAAAUCACCACCUUAUAAUCAUACCGUUACGUCAUGCGAUAGUGACGAUAAUAGUUAUAAAUCUAUAAGUCUCCAGGUUCCCAAAUCACCGAGAACGCCGACGGUAAUGGGCAAAGUGAUGACCCAUCAGAUCAAGCAUAGGUUCACGAAAACAUUCAAGAUGAUGUCUUCGUGUGGCUAUUGUCAAAAACCGAUAUAUUUCGGUAGUGGGCUGAAAUGUAAAGAAUGUAAAUAUACUUGUCACAGAGACUGUGAAGAUAAAGUAACUCCGUCGUGCGGACUACCUCCUGAAUUACUUAACGAAUUUAAGAAGACUUUUCCAAUAGAAGCAGGUAAUCCAUUUGUGUCUCCCACUACAGGGAGAGCUAGUACAAAGAGUGCUGGGAGAGUCUUAACAAAAACUAGGCCGAGGAAAAAUUCACAUCCUCAACCUACAACCAAUACUCCAGCCUUCCCGCCUCACGAUUCGAGUUCAAAUACAUCAAGUUGUAAUAGUUCCACACCAUCUAGUCCUGCUGUUCAAACACUAACGACUCCUCACUCUAGUCAGAAAUCGACGUUUCAUUUUCCAGAUGUCACUCUAGGGGAGACAACGAACGAGGUGAAAUUAGAGACUUAUCCUCUACCACCGAUGCCGAUGUUUCAUCGAGACAUAGUAAGUUCACAGCAAUCGACGGAUACCGAUAGAACGGCAUCCCAGACGUCAGAAAGUGCGAGUACGGAUUCAGACAAGACCCCCGUUAGGGUUGAUUCCCAGGACAGUCAAGUGUCCGACAGUGAUACAAUUACUGAUCCACACAGAUGGCCUCGACAGAAUAGUCUUUCAAUGCGAGAAUGGGAUAUUCCUUACGACGAAUUAAAAAUGGGAGAUGUCAUAGGAACGGGCCGAUUCGGCACAGUAUACAGAGGCCAAUGGCACGGUGACGUAGCUGUAAAAGUAUUAAAUGUUAAUUAUUUAAAGGACGAAAAAACUUUAGAGCAAUUUAAAAACGAAGUUUCGACUUUUAGGAAAACUAGGCACGAAAAUCUAAUUUUGUUUAUGGGAGCGUGCAUGAAACCGCCCAAGUUGGCUAUAGUUACCAGUUUAAUAUCGAAAGGAAUGACAUUGUACACUCACAUACAUCUCAGAAAAGAAAAAUUUAAUAUGAAUAAAACGACGAAUGUAGCUCAGCAAAUAUCUCAGGGAAUGGGUUAUCUUCACGCUAAGGGUAUUAUACACAAAGAUUUAAAAAGUAAAAAUAUAUUUGUUGAAAAUGGAAAAGUUGUCAUAGCGGAUUUUGGACUGUUUAGCGUAACCAAGUUAUGUUUUGGAAAUAGGCGAACAGAUAGUUUAGGAAUACCUCCCGGUUGGUUAUGUUAUUUAUCACCGGAAAUAAUGCGAAGUUUACAUGCACAUCAACCUCACGAUGAAGAACUGCCAUUUAGUAAGGCUUCAGAUGUCUACGCUUUCGGAACUGUAUGGUACGAAUUGCUGUGUGGUGAAUGGCCUUUUAAAGCUCAACCACCAGAAGCUGUCAUCUGGCAAGUAGGAAAAGGAAUGAAACAACCCCUUGCGAAUCUUCAAGCGUCUAGAGAUGUAAAGGUAGGUAUUUAUAAUAAUAAAAAACAAUACACAAAAGAAAACACAAUUUUGAACCUACAUUUCGGUACUUUAUUUAAUAGUUUGUUUGAUACGAUAUUUGUUUAUAUAAUUUUUUGUGUUUUAUGGUAUUUUUUUAUUCAUCGUUGUGAUUUUUUUAACGAUUGAAUGUAAAAGGCUUAAAAUGGAAAUUACCGAAAAGUAUGUUCAAUUUCUUUUCUACAUCGUGUAUUAAAUAGGGAGGUCAGGAAAUAUAGAAUAUAUUUUAUUAUUUACUUAGGAUAUAUUAAUGCUCUGCUGGUCAUUCCAUUCCAACGACAGGCCUGAUUUCAUCAGGUUACUAAACAUCCUCGAUAAGCUGCCAAAGAAACGACUGGCUCGCAGUCCAUCUCAUCCUAUUCAUCUUUCUAGGUCGGCUGAAUCUGUAUUCUAAAAGUUGUUAAGCAUUUUCAAAGUAUGGUGUACCAUUUGCCCGAUAUGUGUUACAUGAAAAACAAAAAAGAAAUUAAAGUUGACAAAUUUUUGUUCUAUAGCAAGUUAAUUGCGCAAUUAUGAAAUAUAUUUUUUUGAAAGAUCCGUUGCAGUCCUCAACAGCUGUUCUAUUGGGCCUUGUCGCGACCCUAUAAGAGAUGUAGGGAAUUAAAAAAUUCAAAUAAUAAUUGAUUAGAAACAAAAUCUAAAUGCUGCCUGACACAAUCACCCAUCGUAAACGUGUGAUGCGAGUGGUUAACACGCGCAUCACAAGAUACCUACAGCUUAAUAGUGUCCAGCAAACAAGAGGAACUUGUACAAUUAAAGCACGCUUUCAGGAAUAAUGAAUACAAAAACUACACUUUAUCGAAAGCAAAACAAUACCGACGACAAAAAGAACUCAAAUUAAAAUGCUUCCUUACCUUAUCCUUCCUUGCCUUACGCAACUCGGAGUAAUUAUGACUCUCUUCAAGCUCUUUCCAAAGACACCCAACAAAGUACACCUCCCACCACUCUACGCGAUUUUCCUUUUUUUACACUAUUAAAAGGAGGACGAAUCCGCCAAGAGACGAGACAUUCACGGAAGGGGAAUUAAACUCAAACACUAAUGGGGGAUUGAAUACUACCAAUAUCCCCACCUCCGCCAACACUUCGCAACCCACAUGCGAAAAUUGUGCGCACAAAUGUGCGAUGUGGAUUGGCAUUCGCAAAUAUAGAAUCAAAUGCGAUGCCACUCAAAGAAAUAAUAGCACAAUUCUCAAUAUUCACACACAAACAGUGGAAAAAGAGGAAGUUUUCUCUUCUCAAGAACGGGAAGCAAGAACAACUUGCAAUUACUGCUCUCAAACCUUUUCAUUAUACCCUGGUACGCGGCAGCACGAGCGGAAAGCCCAUCCCAAAGAGUGCCAAAAGGAACUAGAACUUGAAGCCGCGAGGAAAAUCCAUCCAAGGUUUUGGAGAGUUGGCAGACCAUAGCGGAUAAGGAGGCUAAAUUGACCUAUGGUAAACCAACAAAUUUCCCGUUCUUGAAAGAACUAGUAAAAGCAACUGGCUUAUCUAUGGGUACCGGGCAGACAAUCCGGAAAAAUCACAAGGAGAUGUAUGCACCGUACGUAGAAAUAGAGAAAUAAAAAUUGGCUGCCUCCAAGUCACAACACCCAGUGAGAAGCACACGCACAAGGCAACUUGGAAGUUUUAAAUGAGGAUGACACAGAACCUCAGCCUCCUCACAACAACGAGGAGACUACCACAGAUAAGAGGGAGCAGGCCAAUACGGGAGUUCUGCAACAAGCAUCACCAAAGCCUCCAUCUACACAACAACAGACGGAACUACCCGUAGAACGAGGGGAUGGGCAACACCAACCAAAUAGGCCAGAUGCGGAGGAAGGAAAGAACGACCAAACACCGAAAAAGAAAAUCAACAAGUGAAAAUCUGU